Messenger RNA from Sphaeramia orbicularis (orbiculate cardinalfish), 846 nucleotides. RefSeq names its product small integral membrane protein 15 (gene smim15). Lineage: Eukaryota; Metazoa; Chordata; Actinopteri; Kurtiformes; Apogonidae. The transcript is spliced from 2 exons. The record is from RefSeq and is a predicted model, not a curated record. The coding region runs from base 138 to 362 and encodes 74 amino acids.
ACUUAUCGCGAGAAUACAUUGUAGUCAAACCACAAGACCACACUUCCUGGAAAAGGAAGGCGGUGGUUCUUAUCAUCGUUAAUUUACACUAAAUCUCUGCUUUUCUGGUGUGCCAGGUAUCUUUAUUGUUGGCCAGGAUGAUUGACAUUAAGGCCUGGGCAGAGUAUGUGGUGGAGUGGGCAGCUAAAGACCCCUAUGGUUUUCUGACCACAGUCAUCCUGGCUCUCACUCCACUCUUCAUUGCCAGUGCAUUGUUGUCCUGGAAACUGGCCAAGAUGAUUGAGGCACGUGACCGUGAACAGAAGAAAAAGCAAAAACGACAGGAAAACAUAGCAAAGGCCAAGAGGACCAAGAAAGACUGAGACUGUGAGGGGAAGACAAGGGCAUGACAAUGGGAGGAAUAACCACCAUGGCCCUCCUCAUUUCCAAGUAAUGACACAGUGCCCUUUCUUGUCCCAGCCUUACUGUCAGCACAGGGCCACUACUCCUCACGGCCUGGGAUUGGAGGAGGGACACUGGCCUCACAGUGCUGAGAUGGACGGUACUGCCCAGAGGAGAAGAAGAGCUUGUCCCAGUGGGACUUUGGUCAGCAAGAGCACAGUGGUCAUCUGUAUGAAGUUUUUAUAUGGACUUCCACCGAUACAUGUGCAGCUGUUGCAACAUAUUGCAUUCCAUUGUUAGCAUUGCUGUUUUGCUGAAUUGAUGAGAAUACUGAAACAUUUCUUCUAACUAGCAAAAUAUCUAACUAAUUACUUUUGAAUUAAUAAACAUUUCAUGGUUGAUUAAUUACAGUUUCCUUUUGCUGAUUUAAAUUAUUAUUAAAUUAUGGCAAGUUUGAAAAAAGAA